Molecule: messenger RNA, 6576 nt
Organism: Oncorhynchus nerka (sockeye salmon)
Lineage: Eukaryota; Metazoa; Chordata; Actinopteri; Salmoniformes; Salmonidae
Product: sodium-dependent phosphate transport protein 2B-like
Exons: 13
Coding region: 108-2024 (638 amino acids)
Biological process (GO): sodium-dependent phosphate transport; intracellular phosphate ion homeostasis
Cellular component (GO): vesicle; apical plasma membrane; brush border
Molecular function (GO): sodium:phosphate symporter activity
Source: RefSeq, a predicted model, not a curated record
GCGCUAUAUAAGCAGCAUGCAGGACCUCUCCAGGUAGCCAGGUAGCUCAGGUGAAUUCCCCUUUUCAUAAGGACUGCUGCAAAAGCCUACUCCUCCACUUCAGGGCAAUGGCUCCUCGUCCAGAAGUCAGAGAUACCUUGUCUCCCACUCUUGAUACGGCACCCAAAGACUCAGUCGUCCUGCCAGCAUAUUCUACAGAGGACAAGUAUGAGGAUGACCCCUGGAAUCUCCCUGAACUGCAGGACAAUGGACUCAAGUGGUCAGAGUUGGAUACCAAAGGGAAGGUUUUGCGGGUUCUGACUGCCAUUGUCAAGUUCAUUCUGCUGGUUGGAUUUCUCUACAUGUUCGUUUGCUCUCUGGACGUCCUGAGCUCUGCUUUCCAGCUAGUUGGAGGUAAGGCAGCUGGGGACAUCUUCCAGGACAAUGCGGUGCUGUCCAACCCUGUGGCUGGCCUGGUGAUUGGAGUGCUGGUCACAUUGUUAGUCCAGAGUUCUAGCACGUCCUCCUCUAUUGUGGUCAGCAUGGUGUCUUCUGGAUUGCUGGAGGUCCAGUCUGCAGUGCCAGUCAUUAUGGGAGCCAACAUUGGAACCUCAGUCACCAACACCAUUGUGGCCAUGAUGCAGGCAGGGGACAGAAAUGAGUUCCGCAGGGCGUUUGCUGGUGCCACGGUGCAUGACUUCUUCAACUGGCUGUCUGUGCUAAUUCUGCUGCCUCUGGAGGCAGCUACUGGUGUCCUGUACAAACUCACCAAGAUCAUCAUCGACUCCUUCAACAUCCAGGGGGGAAACAACGCUCCUGACCUGCUCAACGUCAUCACAGACCCUCUCACCGACGCCAUCAUAGAGCUGGACAAAAAUGUAAUCAGUGACAUUGCCACCGGUGACCCAGCAGCCAGAAACAAGAGUUUGAUCAAAAUCUGGUGCAAAACAGAGAAAAUCACGACUCUUGUGAAUAUAACAGUUCCCUCAGCUGCCAAUUGCACGACCGGUGCCCUCUGUUGGGUAGAAGGCAACAAGACAUUGACCCAGAUAAAUGUCACUGAAACAAUCAAUCUAGAGAGAUGCAACCAUAUCUUUGUUUAUGCUAACCUGCCUGACCUGGCUGUGGGCCUCAUUCUGCUGGCCCUAUCCCUGCUUAUCCUCUGUACCUGCCUCAUCCUCAUUGUCAAGCUGCUCAACUCCAUGCUUAAGGGACAGGUGGCUGUGGUCAUCAAGAAAGUGCUCAACACAGACUUCCCUUUCCCCUUUGGCUGGGUCACUGGUUACAUUGCCAUCAUGGUCGGAGCAGGAAUGACCUUCAUUGUCCAGAGCAGCUCUGUCUUCACCUCUGCAAUCACUCCCCUUGUUGGUAUUGGUGUUAUUAGCCUUGAGAGAGCUUAUCCUCUGACAUUGGGCUCUAAUAUCGGCACAACUACCACUGCUAUUCUUGCUGCUAUGGCUGCUCCUGGAGAAACACUAGCCAACUCACUGCAGGUUGCACUGUGCCAUUUCUUCUUCAACAUAGCGGGGAUUCUGCUGUGGUACCCCAUCCCCUUCACUCGGAUCCCCAUCCGCUUGGCCAGAGCCCUGGGGAACCGCACAGCCAAGUACCGUUGGUUCGCAGCGCUCUACCUCUUACUCUGCUUCCUCCUCAUGCCCCUGACCAUCCUGGGACUCUCCCUGGCCGGCUGGCAAGUCCUGGUUGGGGUGGCCGUACCCAUCGUUGUCCUCGCCAUCUUCAUCAUCGUUGUUAACCUGAUGCAGGCACGUUGUCCUCAGUACCUGCCUAGCGGGCUACGUGACUGGGACUUCCUGCCCCGCCCCCUGCACUCCAUGGCCCCCUGGGACCGUGUGGUGACGUCAGGCAUGGCCUUCUGCGGCGCUCGCUGCUGCUGCUGCUGCAAGUGCUGCCAAAGUACUGACGAUGAAGAGAAGGGUUUGCAGGAGAGGAAGAAGAGUCUGGAGAUAUAUGAUAACCCAGUCCUAACCAGAGACGAUGAGCCGCAAGAGACCUCCAAGGAAACUAUGAAAGCCACACAGCUCUAACACAGUUAACAUAUCUAUCUGUAAGACAUAUAUAACAUAUUUGUAACAUGUUUGUAAUUCUCCAAGUUUGCUUUGGCUUUAUGGAGUUAACCAGCCUCUGUUUCGGUGAUACUGUAUCAUGUGGUGUAAACCUGCACAUCUUGUAGGAAAACAUCACCAAAACGUGAGUGUCCACUAUAUAUAUACCGAGUAUACUAAACAAUAGGAACACCUCCCUAAUAUUGAAUUGUACCCCCUACCCCCCUGCUCUUUAUGACAUAGACUGACCAGGUGAAUCCAGGUGUAAGUUAUGAUAUCACUUGUUAAGUCCACUACAAUCAGUGUAGAUGUAGGGGAGGUCGACAGGUUAAAGAAGGAUUUGAAGCCUUGAGACAAUUGAGACAUGGGUGAAUGGGAAAGACAAAAUAUUCAAAUGCCUUUUGAACGGGGUAUGCUAGUAGGUGCCAGGCACAAUGGUUUGUGUCAAGAACUGCAACGCUACUAUGUUAGUCACACUCAACAGUUUGCCGUGGGUAGCAAGAAUGGUCCACCACCCAAAGGACACCCAGCAAACUUGGCACAACUGUGGGAAGCAUUGGAGUUAACAUGGGCCAGCAUCCCUAUGGAACGCUUUUGACACCUUGUAGAGUCCAUGCCCCGACAAACUGAGGUUGCUCCGAGGGCAAAAUGGGUGGGGGGGAUGCAACUCAAUACCUGGUCAUUACGUUUAGCAGCUGCUCUUAUCCAGAGCGACUUACAAGAGCAAUUACUGUUAGGUACCUUACUCAAGGGCACGUCAACAGAUGUUUCUAUAGUUGGCUCGGGGAUUCAAACCAGAGAACUUUCGGCGUCUGGCCCAACGCUUAUAAGCACUAGGUUACCUGCCGCCCUGUGAUUGAUAACGCAUAAAUGUAAGCUAAAGGGUACAGUAGAUUGGUCUCCCCUGGAGGGUUGUGCUCUUUUGCUGUAGCUAGUUUAUGGGAGGUUGUAUAAAUAUAUACAGUACCAGUCAAACGUUUGGACACACCUACUCAAUCAAAGGUUUUUCUUUAUUUUUACUAUUUUCCACAUUGUAGAAUCAUAAUGAAGACAUCAAAACUAUUAAAUAACACAUAUGGAAUCACGUAAUAACCAAAAAAGUGUUAAACAAAUCAAAAUAUAGUUAAUAUUUGAGAUUCUUCAAAGUAGCCACCCUUUACCUUGACAACAGCUUUGCACACUUCUCUCAACCAGCUUCAUGAGGUAGUCACCUGGAAUGAAUUUCAAUUAACAGGUGUGCCUUGUUAAAAGUUAUUUUGUGGAAUUUAUUUCCUUCUUAAUGUGUUUGAGCCAAUCGGUUGUGUUGUGACAAGGUGGGGUGGUGUACAGGAGAUGGCCCUAAUACUUUAAGACAUGAUUACUUUGAGACAUGAAGGCCAAUCAAUCAAUAAGGAUCAUUUCAAGAACUUUUAACAUUUCUUCAAGUGCGGUUGCAUAAACCAUCAAGCACUGUGAUGAAACUGGCUCUCAUGAGGACCGCCACAGGAAAGAAAGACCCAGAGUUACCUCUGCUGCAGAGGAUAAGUUCAUUAGAGUUACCAGCCUCGGAAAUUGCAGCCCAAAUAAAUGCUUAAUGGAGUUCAAGCAACAGACACAUCUCAACAUCAAUUGUUCAGAGGAGACUGAAUCAGGCCUUCAUGGUCGAAUUGCUGCAAAGAAACCACUACUAAAGGACACCAAUAAGAAGAAGAGACUUGCUUGGGCCAAAAAACACAAGCAAUGGACUUAGACCAGUGGAAAUCUGUCCUUUGGUCUGAUGAGUCCAAAUUUGAGAUUUUUGGUUCUUUGUGAGACGGAUGAUCUCUGCAUGUGAGGUUCCCGCCGUGAAGCAUGGAGGAGGAGGUGUGAUGGGGUGGGGGGUGCUUUGCUGGAUGACACUGUCAGUGAUUUAUUUAGAAUUCAAGGCACACUCAACCAGCAUGGCUACCACAACAUUCUGCAGCAAUACACCAUCCCAUCUGGUUUGGGCUUAAUGGGACUAUCAUUUGUUUUUCAACAGGACAAUGACCCAACACACCUACAGGCAGUGUAAGGGCUAUUUAACCAAGAAGGAGUUACAGAGUGCUGCAUCAGAUGACCUGUCCUCCACAAUCACCUGACAGCAGCCCAAUUGAGAUGAUUUGGGAUGAGUUGGACCACAAAGUGAAAGAAAAGCAGCCAACGAGUGCUCAUCAUAUGUGGGAACUCCUUCAAGACUGUUGGAACAGUAUUCCAGGUGAAGCUGGUUGAGAGAAUGCCAAGAGUGUGCAAAGCUGUCAUCAAGGCAAAGGGUGGCUACAUUGAAGAAGGCUACUUUUAAGACUUAUUUUAGUUACUACAUGAUUCCAUAUGUGUUAUUUCAUAGUUUUGAUGUCUUCAUUAUUAUUCUACAAUGUAGAAAAUAGUCAUAAUAAAGAAGAACCACUGAAUGAUUAGGUGUGUCCAAACUUUUGACUGGUGCUGUACUACUGAUAGUAAUAUGUGAAAUGUAUCUGAUGUGCUUUUGGACAGUAGCCACCUGGGCAGGACUUUGCCCUGCAUCCUUUGACCCAUAGAUAUUUCACCUGGGAGACCAGUCCUGAUUAUGGUGCUCAAGCCAAGGUGCACUUCAUGAGUAACUCUUGGUGAUAGCACUUUAUAGUUAACUAGUAGCAGAUCAGAAAACCAAAUACAAGGUUAUCAUUGUUAUGUUUUCUUAAAUAGGCCAUUUGCACGUUACCAAUUCAAUCUAUAAUUUCAGACUGUAUGUGUUUAUCGCUAAAAACAGGUCAGGUGGGCUUUUGCCUUCUAGUUUGGGGCAGAUAAUUAAUACAUAAUAAUCCAUACUGGUCUCAUAGACCAAAAAAUAUUUACGUACCAUACGAAACAUAACAUAUCAUACUAAAUGGAGUGUCUCGGAUUUACUUACAGAAUAAUAUAAAAUGCUCUGAGACCACAUUGCAGAAUUGGAAAAUUGUUAUAAUGGGUAGCUGAUACUGUAUCUAAUGAGUUGAUAACAGAGACUUUGGGCUUUAUUCAGUCGCUUAAGCGUUACAAAUUGUGUGAUAGAAAUGUUAAGGUCAUUUCCCAUUGAGGAUAUAUGCAGCGUUUACCGUGAAUGUAGUCUCCGAGAAUGCAGGAACAUUGCCUUUACAUUUCAAUCACGCUGUACACUGAUAGGGACUGAAUAGAGCUCUUUGACACUUUUAUUUCUGAGAGUUCUGGCACUGGUGAUAACAUUGGAUAAAGAGUUAAAUACUCAGCUGUUUCAAAUAAUAGCAAUAAUCUUGAAAUAAUUUGGCAAUCACAUUUACUAUUUUUUUUAUGAAAAGACAGUUUACAGACUAUUUGUUUAAUGCAUAGCUUAGACCACGCAUUAACUCAAUCUCUGUUUACAAUGGUUGCCCGUGGGAAUAUUAAGAGGGCUUGACUAAACAAAAAUAUUAUUACAAGGUUGAGAGCAAUUCAAAAUGUCACAUUUAUUACUCUGGUCACAGUGCUUGUUGGCAAUGAAGUACCAAGAUUCAACAUCAUAUCCAUCUUGGGGGGAGGGGAGAAAUACUAGAAAUUAUACUGCUGUUUAGUUCCUAUAAAUUACCCAACAUAGUACCAGCUCUAACGUCACCAUAACACAAUGUCCUUAUCUGAAAAUCAGAGAGCAACAGUGAAGUACUGUAUCUACAUGUUCAUCACAGUAUGGUGGGGCAUUAGUUUGUUUCACAGAACACAAUCACAUCUGCCUCAUUCACACACAUACACUACAUGACCAAAGGUAUGUGGACACCUGCUAUUUGAUCAUCUCAUUCCAAAAUCAUGGGCAUUAAUAUGGAGUAGGUCACCCCUUUGCUGCUAUAACAGCCUCCACUUUUCUGGGAAGGCUUUCCACUAGAUGUUGGAACAUUGUUGGGUGGACUUGCUUCCAUUCAGCGACAAGAGCAUUAGUGCAGUCGAUCACUGAUGUUGGGCGAUUAGACCUGGCUCGCAGUCGGUGUUCCAAUUCAUUUCAUCCCAAAGGUGUCCAAUAGGGUUGAGGUCAGGGAUCUGCGCAGACCAGUCAAGUUCUUCCACACCGAUCUCGACAAACCAUUUCUGUAUGGACCUUGCUUUAUGCACAGGGGCAUAGUCAUGCUGAAACAGGAAAGGGCCUUCCCCAAACUGUUGCCACAAAGUUGGAAGAACAGAAUCGUUGAGUAUGUCAUUGUAUGCUGUAGCUCUAAUAUUACCCAUCAUUGGAACAAAGGGGCCUAGCGCGAACCAUGAAAAAAAGUUGCAGACCAAUAUUCAUCCUCCACCAAAUUUUACAGUUGAAGUACUACUUAUGUAGAUUUUUGGGGUAUCUGCACUUUACUUGACUAUUUAUAUUUUUGACAACUUUUACUCCACUACAUUCCUAAAGAAAAUUUGUACUUUUUACUCUCAUGCAUUUUCCCUGACAGCCAAAAGUACUUGUUACAUUUCGAAUGCUCAGGCAGGACAGCAAUAUGGUCCAAUUCACACACCUAUUAAUAUAACACAUUGUCAUCUCUACUGUCUCUGAUCUGGUGGAUUCAAUAAACAGAAAUACUGCAUUUGUAAA